AUGGCUGCUGGCCAUGGUCAGCCCUCACCUUCGACCAAGAACCAACUCGGCCAGGAGCGAAAAGUAUCCAACGAAGAAAGCGGUACCGACGUCGACGAAUCCGAUGCCAUCCUCUUGGCCAUGGGCUACAAGCCUGAGAUGGCACGUAACCGAUCAACCCUCCAAGUCGCCUUCAUGUCGUUCGUCCUGGCCUCGAUUCCUUACGGUCUUGCGACAACCUUCUACUACCCUCUCGUCGGUGGUGGCCCAGCAAAUAUCAUCUGGGGAUGGAUCAUGGUCAGUCUGAUCAUUAUUUGUGUCGCUGCCAGUCUGGGAGAGAUCACUUCGGUCUAUCCUACAGCUGGUGGUGUCUACUACCAGACUUUUAUGUUGGCGCCUGCAAAGUACAAGAGAGUUCUGUCAUGGAUCUGUGGCUGGGCAUAUGUCGUCGGAAACAUUACAAUCACUCUGGCCGUCAACUUUGGUUCUGCCCUGUUCAUCAUCUCGUGCGUCAAUGUCUUCGAGUCAUCGCCUGGUGUUGGAAUCUGGGACGCCAGCGCUUGGGAGACUUGGUUGGUCUUUGUUGCCAUUACUCUUUUCUGCAACCUCGUUUCUUCGCUGGGCAACAGAUGGUUGGCUCUGAUCGAUACUUUUGCCAUCUUCUGGACUCUUGCUGGUGUCGUUGCCAUUCUCAUUGUCACACUUGUGCUGGCUAAGGGUGGCCGUCACUCUGGCGAGUAUGUCUUCACUCACUUCGAGCCCCAGUCGGGAUGGACCCCCGGAUGGUCUUUCUGUGUCGGUCUUCUGCAGGCUGCCUACGCAACCUCGUCGACCGGUAUGAUCAUUUCCAUGUGUGAGGAGGUUCAAGAGCCUGCGACUCAGGUGCCCAAGGCCAUGGUUGCCACCAUUCUGAUCAACCUUGGCGCCGGUCUGAUGUUCUUGCUUCCUCUUUUGUUCGUCAUUCCCGAUCUCUCUACACUUGCUGCUCUCGCAUCAGGACAGCCUGUUCCCACCAUCAUUGCUACCGCUGUUGGUUCGCCCGGUGGUGCCAUUGGAUUGCUCCUCCCCCUUAUGGUUCUCGGUCUUAUCUGCGGUAUCGGUUGCACCACUGCAGCAUCUCGCUGUGUCUGGGCUUUCUCCCGUGAUGGUGCCAUUCCUGGUAGCAAGUGGUGGAAGCAGGUCAACAACACCACUGCUCUUGAAGGCGUGCCUCUCAACGCCAUGUUGCUCAGUAUGAUUGUGCAGAUUCUGCUCGCUGUCAUCUACUUCGGAUCCGUUGCUGCAUACAACGCCUUCUCUGGUGUUGGUGUCAUCUGUUUGACUGUUUCGUACGCCAUCCCCAUUGCUACCAACCUUUUCACAGGUCGCAAGCAUGUCAAAGGUGCUCCUUUCGCUCUCGGAGCCCUGGGACUGUUCUGCAACAUUGUCGCUCUGGCUUGGAGUUGUCUUGCCGUGCCAUUGUUCUGCAUGCCUACCACUGUCCCUGUCACCGCAACUCUCAUGAACUACGCAUCAGUAGUCUUUGUUGCCUUCAUUCUGAUUGCAGGUGCGUGGUAUGUUGUAUGGGGCAAGAAGAACUACCAGGGACCCCCGACACACGAGGACACUGCUCUCGAGACCAGACGCAGUAUCUCCGAAGCAAGGAGAGCCUCGAAGGUGGCACCAUGA
Molecule: messenger RNA, 1647 nt
Organism: Aureobasidium namibiae CBS 147.97
Lineage: Eukaryota; Fungi; Ascomycota; Dothideomycetes; Dothideales; Saccotheciaceae
Product: amino acid transporter
Exons: 2
Coding region: 1-1647 (548 amino acids)
Biological process (GO): amino acid transport; transmembrane transport
Cellular component (GO): membrane
Molecular function (GO): transmembrane transporter activity
Source: RefSeq, a predicted model, not a curated record